This is a messenger RNA of Bicyclus anynana (squinting bush brown), 2099 nucleotides long. It is a transcript of the gene Golgin84, whose product is annotated as golgin subfamily A member 5. NCBI's taxonomy places the organism in Eukaryota, Metazoa, Arthropoda, Insecta, Lepidoptera, Nymphalidae. Gene Ontology annotation, biological process: retrograde transport, vesicle recycling within Golgi; Golgi organization. The record is from RefSeq and is a predicted model, not a curated record. The coding region runs from base 172 to 1983 and encodes 603 amino acids. Gene Ontology annotation, cellular component: Golgi cisterna; Golgi membrane. The transcript is spliced from 9 exons.
CUAUUAUGGCGGUCCGCGGUGUCUCAUGUCUGUGCUCUGUGGUUAAAAUAUUGAAAUUGCUGUGUAUUUUUUUGUGACAAUUAUUUUCUCCAAAGUCCAAUUUCUCUUUUUGUUAUUGCGGAACUGUUUUGAUUACAUAUCCUCAUGACACACAAAACAUAAAUAAUAUAAAUGUCAUGGUUCGCGGACCUUGCUGGCAAGGCAGAGAGCCUGCUUAACAACCUCGACGAGCAGACUGGCGCGGUCCUGCGGAACCAGAAUGGUGGAAAAGUCAAAAAACAUGAGCACCCCGAGACUGCGUGGCAGAAGAAACGACCAAACCCUCGGAUUCCCAAAAAAAGUGUGCCAACGCUUGAAAAAUUUGAAAAGAGAACCUACGUAACACCUCCACCCAGAAGCCCGCCACCUAAAACUACUGUUCGUUCACCAAUAAAGGAAAGCUCAGAAAAUGUCAAGAUCGUUCAAGACAGGCAAGCAAAAAAGUCACCAACAAGGAGACAACUUCAAUACAAUCUUCACAAUAAUCCUAAAACUCUAGUGAAUGAUGUACAGGAUAACGAUGUUACUGAUUAUUUUGGUUUGCGGCAAAGAAGGCACAGUCUUCCAUCAGACCUUGAAAUUAUCAGCAAUGAAAAAAUUGCAUACAACAUGCAAAAUUUAGAGGUUGAGAACACAAUGCUCAAAAAUGAACUCAAUGUGUUCAAUAGAGAGGUAGUAGAACUGCUCGACAGGCUCAGAAGAACUGAAGAUGAACUUAAAGAGGCUCAAACAAAAUUAGAAUGUUCAGAACAGAUAAAAAACAAAUUAACAGUGGACAAGGAUUCUAUCGAGACACUAUAUGAGCACAUGAAAUCACAAGCAAUAGAUGCCAGCAGUGCCCAGCUGACGAAGUAUGAGAAACAGAGUCAAGAAUUUGAGAGCAACUUCAAAAUGUUAAAUCAGAUAAAUAAAGAGUUAGAGGAUAAGAUUAGGAAAUUGACUGACGAUUUAAACACAAAAGACACAGCACAAUUGAAACUAGAAAAUGAUCUGAGACACGCUCAAAAUACAAUUAAUGAAAAACAGCUUGCCAUAGACAAUAAAACGGAAGAGUGCCAAAGAUUAGAGAAGGACUGGGAAUCUUAUAAGCUGAGGGUCAAGAGUAUGCUGUAUGCCAAAGACAAUGAGAUCAAAACUCUGAGAGAAGGCAAUAAUUUGACAGAGGACACUAAAAUGUUGAUGGACCAGUUGGAAACGUUAAAAGAAGAGAAGGAAGAACUAUCGCAAUUGGUGUCUCGUGUACACAAAGAGUGUAGCGACAUGAGGCAUCAGAUGUCGCAGCUGGAGGCGAAGCACACCGGGUCGGAACGCAUCCUCACCGCGUUACGGGACGCGUUGAAGGAGGAACGCUUGGCGAGGAAUCGGGCCGAGGCACAGAGGGCGGCUUUGGCUAAAGACCUCCAAAACCUUCAAAUGGAAACAAACCAUACUAUAGCCAGUCUACAAAAAGCCUUACACGAAAAAGAGGACGAGAUCAACAACCUGCGGGAGACAACAUCGACCAAUCCCACUUCUGACACCAGUGCUUUGAACGUCGCCGACUAUGACGUCAGCAAAGAUGUCGAGACUCAGAAGAUUCAGUACCUGACGCAGAUGUUGAUACAGAAGCAGGGCAAGAUCGAUACACUUCUGGCUGAUAACAAUAUAAUGAGGAUACAGCUUGAUAAGAUAGAGUCAAAAUAUCGGUCUGAACUGUCAUCUCUCCGCUCCAAGCUGUCACACAGCGUGGUCCAAUUCCAAGAUGGCGACCGCAGUCGGUUGCGCGUGAAUUACGCAAAUUCGCCGCUGUCAGCACUGUCGCUACGUAUGGGCGUCAUUUUGAAACGCUACCCGAUAUUUAGGCUCUUCAUACUCGUUUAUAUGAUUGGUUUACACCUAUGGGUGGUGACAGUACUCUUCACCAGUACUCCAGAAGACAACGUGCCGCGCCCGACGAAAUCCUGAUCCACUCGUAUACGCCAUUAGAUAAAUUUUGUAUAUUUAUUUAUAUAAAUACAUCACACUGUACCUUGUAUGAUACAAUAUAUUAUUUUUUAAUAAUAAAUAUUGAAUGAAAGUUA